This is a messenger RNA of Exserohilum turcica Et28A, 1778 nucleotides long. RefSeq lists its product as uncharacterized. Gene Ontology annotation, molecular function: carbohydrate:proton symporter activity. The coding region runs from base 34 to 1650 and encodes 538 amino acids. Lineage: Eukaryota; Fungi; Ascomycota; Dothideomycetes; Pleosporales; Pleosporaceae. The record is from RefSeq and is a predicted model, not a curated record. Gene Ontology annotation, biological process: carbohydrate transport; transmembrane transport. Gene Ontology annotation, cellular component: membrane. The transcript is spliced from 3 exons.
CCAGCAGUCUCCGGACCAGGCACGUAGGACAUUAUGGGUUUCGCCCAAAAGUUCACGCCCAAGAUGGGCGCCGUGGCCAAGAGCAAGGCCGACGUCGAGGUUGCUCAGGCCGAGGCGCCUCAUCUCAAGAGGGUCGACUGGAAGUCGGAUGCUGGUCUGCGCAAGCUCUACUUCUACGCCUUCUUCAUCUGUAUCGCGUCCGCGACCACGGGUUACGAUGGUUCCAUGUUGAACAACUUGCGUAUUCUCCCCAUCUGGACCAAAUACUUCAACGACCCCAAGGGCGACACUCUCGGUCUUCUUACGGCUCUCUACUCCAUCGGUUCCAUUGCUUCACUGCCAAUUGCUCCCUUUAUUGCUGACCGCUUCGGACGUCGCGUGUGCAUCACCCUUGGAUGCAUCAUCAUGAUUGUCGCCGCCGCCAUCCAGGGUGCCGCUAAGAACCUCGACUACUUUAUGGGUGGACGUUUCCUUAUGGGUUUCGGUAACUCUCUGGCCCAGCUUUCUUCGCCUCUGCUUCUCACCGAGCUUUGCCACCCGCAGCACCGUGCCCGUGUCACGGCCGUCUACAACUGCCUGUGGAACGUCGGUGCCAUCAUCUGCACCUGGCUGACUUUUGGUACCAAGCGCAUCAACAACGACUGGUGCUGGCGUGUUCCCGCUCUUACCCAGGCUGCCCCAUCCAUCAUCCAGCUGGCUGCCAUCUGGUUCAUUCCCGAGUCUCCACGUUGGUUGAUUUCCAAGGAGAGGAACGAGGAGGCCCUCAACAUCCUCGCCAAGUACCACGCCAACGGUGAUGCCAACAACACCACCGUGCAGUUCGAGUAUGCCGAGAUCAAGGAGACGAUCCGCCUCGAGUUCCAGUACCAGAAGUCUUCCAGCUACCUCGAUUUCCUCAAGACCAAGGGCAACAGGUACAGGCUCAUGCUUCUCGCAUCUCUCGGUCUCUUCUCGCAGUGGUCUGGUAACGGUCUCGUGUCCUACUACGCCACGGACGUCUACGACUCCAUUGGCAUUACCGACGCCGACACCCAGCUUGGUCUCAACGGCGGUCUUACCAUUCUCUCGCUCAUCGUCUCCGUUUCUUGCGCCCUGCUCGUUGACCGUGUCGGUCGCCGCCCGCUCUUCAUCUCUGCCACUGCAGCCAUGUGCGUUACCUUCAUCGUCUGGACCAUCGCUUCGUCGCAGCAGGAGGCUACCAAGAGCAAGGCUGCUGGUCAGGCCGUCAUUGCCAUGAUUUGGAUCUUCUCCGUUGCCUACGCCUUGGCUUGGUCAGGUCUGCUCGUCGCCUACACUGUCGAGAUCUUGCCCUUCAAGAUUCGUGCCAAGGGUCUCAUGAUUAUGAACUUCUUCAUCCAAGUUGCUCUGACUGUCAACCAAUACCUUAACCCCUUGGGUUUCGACCACCUCAAGCCCACCUGGAAGUUCUACACCAUCUACGCUUGCUGGAUCUGUCUUGAGCUCAUCUUUGUCACCGUCUUCUACGUCGAGACCCGCGGACCCACGCUCGAGGAGGUCGCCAAGAUCUUUGACGGCGAGGAUGCUGAGGUUGCCCACGUCGACUUGGACAAGGUCGAGGAGAACAUCUUGCACAGCACCUACGAGAAGGACAACAACGUCCGCGUCGAGCAGGUCAGGACCUCAUCCUAAAUGCAGCCUUGAUUGGUUGUGUAUUCAUGUCUUAAUGCUCCUAAUGGGGGACGAGAUGUGAGUUGUUGUUAGUUUUGCGAUAUCCCAAGCGAGCGCAUUUCGCUCGCUAAUCCCAAUAAUGAAAUGUG